AUGGCACAACCUGGGAAUGACCGUGGAGCAAUGGGGUUACACUCGCAGAGCCUCUCUACUAGGAGGUUGCCUGCGCAGAGAUCACCUUUGAGCAACUGGGGGACCUUUCGUCGGGACCCUGUAGCUGUGCAAGGGGCUCUAGAUAAGGUAUCUUCUACCGACAGUGGCAAGGGCCGCCACUCUCAGCCAGAGGCGCCAUCAGAGAGUCGCCCGGCCCCUCGGAUUGUGAGACCAUCAGAACUUGGCCCAUCGCCGCUAUCUUACCCACCAAAUUCGUCACGCCGUGUCGAUUCCGCUGAACCAUCAUCCAUCGGUCCUACGCCGUCGAAUCACUCGCAAGCACAAAGCCAAUACACAAUCGAUCCUUACGGGCAAUUGGUUCAUUACCCGUGCCUUGAAGCCCAAUACGCGAGCGGUCUUGGGCAAGGAAAUGAGACACUCAGCUACGACUCACUUGCAUUCAUGGCACCGGAGCAGCGUAUUCAGAGUAUGGGGGAUAACCUACAAUCCGACCCUCAGAAUCUUUCCCGCACACCUCAAUAUGCACCUCUUCUAGGCGGAUUUGUUCAUCAUUAUCCUGCCUCAAGACCAUCCUCCAUGGCCCCUCAGUCACAUCCGCCUGGAAUGCAUGCGGCUAAUGGCAGUUCCGGGAGUACAACUGUCUCCAGGAUACCAUAUUCUCACCCACAGGCCACACGUCGAGCCUCUCACGUUUCAGAUGCACGCGGAGAGCAAAACAUCUCAGUGUCAACCAAGUCUUCAGGCUCAACGCCAAAUCACCCAACCCUGUUUUCAGCACCCAACCUGGCUCUUCCACCGAGGUUUUUGCAUUCCGAUACAGGUCGACAAGGGCUAUCACUCAAUAGCAAUCUGAAUCCCACCUCCUCGGCUCAACGGUCAUCCAGUGCUCCGAAGAUCCCGCAUGGAUUGCCCUUGCCUACAUACAAUCAAUCCACCCGACCACCGUAUAGGCCAGAUGGAUCUCUUGCGCAGCCCACGGCCCUGCCAUCGGCGGAUCCAAAUAAACGGCCGCGCGCAGAAUCUGGUGCCAGGGGAGAAGAGAAAUUACCUGCCGCUAAAAGACCUCGAGAGUUGCAUGAUCCUUCACGCAAAGGAAAGGCCUUAGCUGAGAAACUGAAAUCCUCAGACAUUCCCCGCCCGAAUACCGCGAAACCAACAAAAUAUCAGCUCAACCCAGCAGCAUUAAAGUACCACAUGGCACACCGUGAUCUUGUCGAAGACUUCAGACUCUCUGACGCGGCUCCGGUCGCGGAGUACAACCCGGAAACAAUUGCGCGGGAUAUUUUGCUGGCCGCAGAUAAGCAUCCGACCAUGGGUGGUCUGAAUAGCCAUUUGGCUCCCCUUGCGUCAACAUUUCGCGGGGUGGCAAGCCAACCUGGACAAAAUUCCCUGGGAUUUGAUCGACUCGGUAUACUCUAUGUCUCUGAAGACACGUACCGACGCGCCCCACGCGCCCCACGCGCCUCACCGCCCACCGUCCCCGCAACCUAA
This is a messenger RNA of Penicillium chermesinum, 1512 nucleotides long. RefSeq lists its product as uncharacterized. Lineage: Eukaryota; Fungi; Ascomycota; Eurotiomycetes; Eurotiales; Aspergillaceae. The coding region runs from base 1 to 1512 and encodes 503 amino acids. The transcript has a single exon. The record is from RefSeq and is a predicted model, not a curated record.